CUACAAAAUAUGCUGAGUAAGUGUAAAAAAAGUGGGCUGGACUUGGGAAAUGCAGAAUGACCUCAGCUAAGCUGCACUAAAAGUAGCCUGGAAAUUCCAACAGCUUAGAAGCGUUGAUUCAGUGGAGUGAGUGAAUCUUUACCUGAAUUAGGUUUUGUUUGUUGACUGGAUUUUGUUGCAGCACUUUUUAAAAAAAAAAAAGCUAUGAAGGUGCUGAGCAAGGAGGAGCUGAAGAAAGCUGAGGAAGCUCUCAGAGAUUACUUUCCCCAGUCACAGCAGGCAUACGGUUUUGUUUUUAUGAUGAAUCGAGUUGAAGCCAGUCACACAGAUGUGCUGGUGGACCGCUGGCCUGAUUUUAACGUCCUAUUCAUCAGACCACAAAGGCAGGAGAAAGCAGACUUUUUCAAAGACAUGUCCGUUUUUUCCAAGGAUGACAGAUCCCUCAGGAGCGUACUGAUCAGGACGGAGAUUUUUGACUGGAAGCAGUACUUCUGUCUAAGUGUCGACAUGUGCCACAUGGACCUGAUAAGAAGUAUAGUUGUGAACAAAGGGGUGCCGAAUAUUAACAACCACAUGUGCCACAUGAUGAAGCUCAAAGAUCCUUCUAAACUUACCACGGAAAGGUUCUCCUUAACAGUGUCUUCGCUGGACGAGUCACACGUUGCUCUGGUCAAUAGCACCUGGAAAUUUGGCUGCGGUGAAUUAAGUGAGCGGUUCAUCAGGGAAAUGAUCGUGUACUUCCCUUCGUGUUGCCUGCUGGAUUCAGAGGGGCGACCGGUGUCCUGGAUCUUGACUUACGCUUCCUGUGCGAUGGGAAUGCUGUACACACUGCCUGAGCACAGACAGAAAGGCUACGCCAAAGCCCUGGUCACCAUAUUGGCAAAGAAACUACAUUCAGACGGCUACCCGGUCUACUGCUUCAUUGAGUUGGAGAACCAACCAUCGUACAGGCUUUUCCAAUUUAGGUUUCACCUCAGAUCCAUCUUACAGGGCUACUUGGUUUACAUGUGAUCAGUAAAAACAAGCUCAUUUAUGGAGAUAUUUGUUGGAUGAGAUUUUGGUGAUAUCACAUUAUUGUUUUAAUCAUUGAGACAUAUCAUUUUAGAAAAGCUGCUGUUGAGCUCUCACACGAACUAACCACAGAUAAAGUCACAGACUUCACACCUUUUCUUUAUUCUGAUGUUUGAUUUGAACAUUACCUGAAGCUCUUGAUAUGGACCUGCAUUAUUUGGCUGAUUAGAUAACAGUAGAAUUGGUGGGCAGCGAAUGUAUUUAUCAUUUACACACAAAAGUAAUAUUUUUUUUAAUCAGCCAACUUAAAUAUCCUGUGUGAUUCCUGUGUAUGUCCAAAUUUUUUUCCAUUCUUAGAUUUGUUCUACCGGUACAUUUUAAAGAGAGACAUAUGACUGAUCUGGUAAGUCUUAUUGCAAUGUGUCUUAUACUCCCUAGUGUGCUGUGGACCAUUCACUUUAAGUAGGCACAUGUCCUUCUAAAUGUUAUGUCAUGGCCCUAGUCACCAAACACUCUUUAUUUUAAUUCUUUUUUGAUUAUUUUCAAAGCAUCUUUGCUUUACAACAUUUACAAGACAAAGUACUGUAUUUUUGUUCUCUGUUUCAUAUCAAACCAUUAGCUAUUCACAUUUUUUACAGUGGGGUAAAUAAAUAUUCACAGUUCCAGUGCA
Molecule: messenger RNA, 1681 nt
Organism: Tachysurus vachellii
Lineage: Eukaryota; Metazoa; Chordata; Actinopteri; Siluriformes; Bagridae
Product: glycine N-acyltransferase-like
Cellular component (GO): mitochondrion
Molecular function (GO): glycine N-acyltransferase activity
Source: RefSeq, a predicted model, not a curated record